UCCCCUAGGGGAGGGGGGCAGCGGGUCCUGCUGUGCCCGUGGUGAGGGACGGCCAGUUCCAGAUGCCCAGAGGGUGGGUGGUGAUAGAUGACGGCUGGGCCCCAGUUGGACCGGACGGUGCUUCUGAGGGUCGGUGGUGGGAGCGGGGUGGGACGUUGCACUGGGGAGAGGGCGAGGUCACCGCGGGAGGGGAGAAGAGGGCCCAGGAGCACCGGAGGAGGAGGAUCAUGGGCCCAGAACUGGGGGAGCCCAGAGUCCCCGGAGGAGGGAGUGACCACAAGCCUGCAGGGGGCCAGAGGGGCCUUUGGAUUUGGUGACAAGGAGCCACGGUCCCUUUGGAGACGGCGGCCCCCCCCGACCCCCCGGGGCCGCGAGGGCAGGGAGCUUGGCCUCCCUCCCAGCCAGCUCUGCGCUCUCCCCUCCCCAGUGGGCCAGCCCGAGAACGUCCCCCUCCCUGGGCAGUGCCAGCCUGAGACCAGCGCCGCCGGGAGCGAGGAGGCCGAGCCCCUGCAGUCAUGGGAGCAGGAAUACCUGGUGGGCAACAGCCCGGGGGGCAGCGGCCGCGCCCUGUGCAUGGUGUGCGGCCAGGAGCUCCCCACGCCUUCGGCCCGAAGCGCCCGGCGGCACAUCCUCCGCCAGCACCCCCACACCCUGGGCCUGAGCCCCGGGGAGAAGAGCAACAUCCUGGAGGCCUGGAGCGAGGGCGUGGCCCUGCUGGACUCCCUGGAGUCGCCCUCACCCCCCAGCACAGACCCUCCCGAGACGCCGGCCGAGAUCGUGGUGCUUCUGGACUCCGAGGAGAAGCCUGAAUCCCAGCUGAUUCGGAACCGGCCUCGGGGACUCCGACCUCUGCAGCCUCCACCACCUGCCCCCCCCGUGGUCGACGUAGGGACCAAGAAGGUGCGGACCCAGAGAUGUAAGGAGGUGUCUGGGGAGGCCCCUCCCAAGAAAAAGAAGGGCAGGGGCCGGACCUCCGGCAAGGCGAAGACCGUGGCCAGGCCCUUGUUCCAAAGCCCAGAGCUCCUCCCCCUCCCGCACGUCACCUUGGAGCCCUUCUCGGCGCCCACCGAGGUCCGGCACUUCACGGACGGCAGCUUCCCCCCGGGCUUCGUCCUCCAGCUCUUCUCUCACAGCCAGCUGAAAGCUUCCAAGGCCAGGGCCGCCCCCCUGGCCCCCAAGGAGGGGGAGCCUGUGGCCCAGGGGAGCCCCAAGCCACCUCCGAGCCCCUCCCCAGCUCCCUCCGCGGGGCUCCGAGGGACGCUGGACCUGCAGGUGGUCCGAGUGCGCCUGGAGGAGCCCCCGGCGGUCAGCCUGCUUCAGGAGUGGUCCAAGGCACCCCAGGGGGCCCAGGCGGCGGCCGAUGAGUCCCCGGGCUGGCAGGCCGUGCUGGCUGAGUCCGGCGUGGCCGCCCGGGAACAGCCCGAGGCUGGGCAGGGGGUGUAAGGGCUGCUGCAGGGGGAGGGGCUUCCCGCCCCUCCCCCGCAGACCAGCCGUCCAUCAGAAGACUCUGAUGGAGCCAAGCACUUGAGCAGGGGGGAGACGCCGCUUCUGCUCCCCCCGGACGCUGCUACGGGUCUGGGGUCCGCGCCGCCGGGCCGCCGCUGUCCUUGCACUAGGGUUCAGUGUCGAUGGAGAGCGAGAACUCCUUUGACCCACUGUGUUUACCCUUCCUUUCCCCACUUCCCCGCUUCCCGCCGGCACAGUGCCUUACAUAGGAGGUGGGCACAAGGGGGGACCCACCGGAGCCCUCCACUACCUCGGGGGGAGCCUCCUCUCCCCCCACCUCCUCCUGGCCCUCCCGACAGGGAGUUCCAUCACUUCUUUCCCCUCCCCCCUGCAGCAGGGCAGGGGGAGCUCCGGGGUGGGAGGGAGCUCUGGAGACUCCAGGCUCUGCCCGCUUUCACUCUGCCCACCCAGCCUCUCCUCCCCCAGGUCUUUCCCUUUGUACAUACCCCUUUGUUGACAAUAAAUUAUUAUUUUUUAUGAA
Molecule: messenger RNA, 1987 nt
Organism: Antechinus flavipes (yellow-footed antechinus)
Lineage: Eukaryota; Metazoa; Chordata; Mammalia; Dasyuromorphia; Dasyuridae
Gene: SPINDOC
Product: spindlin interactor and repressor of chromatin binding
Exons: 5
Coding region: 88-1443 (451 amino acids)
Biological process (GO): negative regulation of DNA-templated transcription
Source: RefSeq, a predicted model, not a curated record